Messenger RNA from Anopheles darlingi, 1719 nucleotides. RefSeq names its product apyrase-like. Gene Ontology annotation, molecular function: 5'-nucleotidase activity; nucleotide binding; metal ion binding. Gene Ontology annotation, biological process: AMP catabolic process. The coding region runs from base 1 to 1719 and encodes 572 amino acids. The transcript is spliced from 5 exons. Gene Ontology annotation, cellular component: plasma membrane. The record is from RefSeq and is a predicted model, not a curated record. NCBI's taxonomy places the organism in Eukaryota, Metazoa, Arthropoda, Insecta, Diptera, Culicidae.
AUGGCUCCGGGAAACGUAGCGGCUGCUCUGUUGCGGUUGGCGUUCGGCGUGCUGGUGCUGGUACCAUGGCAAUGCCAGGCAACCGAUCACCUGCCAACCGAUGGUAACUACGACGGUCUGCUGCCGAUUACCAUCAUCCACACGAACGAUUUCCAUGCCAGGUUCGAGGAAACGACGACGAGUUCCGGUAUCUGCAAACCGACCGAUCAAGCGGCGGGCCGGUGUGUGGCCGGACUGGCGCGUGUCUUCUCCGCCGUGAAGCAGUUGAAGCAGGACUAUGCGACGAAAAAUCCGAUCUACCUGAAUGCCGGCGAUAACUACCAGGGGACGCUCUGGUAUACGCUGCUCCGCGCUAACGUGACAGGCGAUCUGCUGAAGGAUCUUCCACCGGAUGUGAUGACGCUCGGCAACCACGAGUUUGAUCAUUCGCCCAUCGGGUUGGCACCCUUCCUGAAGCAGAUGCAGUCGGUCGGCGUGAAGACGGUGUCGGCCAAUCUGAUCCGAAACAUGGAACCCGCACUGGAGGGAGUGGAGAUCCGGCGGUCCGUUGUUAUCCAUCGAUCAAAGCGCCCAGGUUCGAAACCGCUGAGCGUGGGAAUCAUCGGUGUAACGCACGACCUAACACAUCUAGAAACAUUGACCGGUAAGGUGACGUUCUCGAACUGCAGUGAAGCGGUAUUGCGGGAAGCGAAGCAUCUGCACCGUGAACGAGUCAAGCGGAUCAUCGUUCUGUCGCAUUGCGGGUUGGAUAUCGAUCGCAUAACGGCUGAGCUGGCGGGCAGAUACAUUGACGUUAUCGUCGGUGGCCAUACCCAUUCGUUCCUGUUUCCACCGAACUCAACUCAACCGCGUGAUCCUGCGGAAGUCGUCGUAGGAGAUUAUCCGGUCGAGGUGACCAAUUCCGAAGGCCACAAGGUUCUUAUAACGCAAGCUUACGCCUUUGGGAAGUACGUUGGCCGUCUGACCGUGUACUUCGAUGGAAGCGGUCGCGUCAAGUACUGGGAUGGCUAUCCGGUGUACAUGAGCAAUGCGAUGCCCCAGGAUCCGGCAACGCUUCAGCGCCUGGUACCGUGGCGUGCCGAGGUAGACCGUAUUGGCUCGCAGAAGAUCGGUACGACCGCGAUCCUGGUGAACCACGCCAACUGUCGAUUGGGCGAGUGUACCGCCGGUUCACUGGUGGCCGAUUCGUUCAGUGCGUACUACACCAAUGCCACUUCACGGCCGGUCAGCUUCAUCCAUGCCGGUAACUUCCGCGCAUCGAUCCCGAUCGGUGACGUAACGAACGGACAGGCCAUCGCCGUGGCACCGUUCGGUAAUACCGUCGAUCUAAUCCAACUAUCCGGGGAAGCUCUGCGCAUGUGUCUCGAGCAUUCGUGGACCUUCGAUUCGGAGCGACGUUUUAACGUGGCGCAAGUGUCCGGUAUCCGGUACACGCUGAAUCUAAGCAAUGCACCGUAUCAACGUGUUACCGCGGUCACCAUCGUUGAUCCACUGGAUGGGCAGUACAAACCGCUCGAGGCGACCAAACUGUACAGCGUGGCCACGCUUUCCUAUCUGAUGCAGGGACUGAACGGUUUCCGGUGGAUGCUCGAGGGUACGAACCGUCAGAUUGGACCCCUUGAUUCGGACGUCCUGAUCGCGCACAUCAGUCGCCUCGGUGAGGUCAACGCUAGCAAUCUACCGGGCGGGCGUAUCAGUGUAUCGGGGACGGCGGCUUAG